AUGGUCGAGGUCGCCGCUGCCCGCGGGGAUGUCUGCCGAGCCAGAAAACGCUUUCAGGGAACGAGGAAUGCAACCAACCGCGAGGCAAACAGACAGGUUUACGUUUCACUCACUAACGCGUUUACGAUCCAAGACGUAAACACCGCCGUUCUAUCGAUGGGUAAGCGCAAGACGCUCGGACUUGACCGGAUUACAGCCAGCAUCCUCUCACAGGCUCUGCUGAUUCUCGCCCCGGUAAUCACGAUGUUGUACAACUAUUGCCCACUGGUGGAUGUAUUUCCGUCGACCUGGAAAGUCGCUGACGUAAUAGCCGUUCCGAAAGGUGCUGAUAAGGAUAAGUCGGAUCCGAAAUAA
Molecule: messenger RNA, 354 nt
Organism: Cinara cedri
Lineage: Eukaryota; Metazoa; Arthropoda; Insecta; Hemiptera; Aphididae
Source: the annotation of a GenBank genome assembly